Molecule: messenger RNA, 756 nt
Organism: Carya illinoinensis
Lineage: Eukaryota; Viridiplantae; Streptophyta; Magnoliopsida; Fagales; Juglandaceae
Product: thionin-like protein 2
Exons: 2
Coding region: 184-555 (123 amino acids)
Source: RefSeq, a predicted model, not a curated record
UAAUUUGGGUAAGCAAAGUGCUAGAAUUCAGUUAUCUGCCAUAUUUUCGUUCCUCGGUUGGUUUCAUCCCAAUUCAUUGAAAUACACAGCAGACGAGGCAUCAUUCAACUUAAUUCGAAAAUCAUAUCAGUGGGAAGAAGAAGAAGAAGGAAGAAGAAGAAGAAAGAAGAAGAAGAAAUAGUAAUGGAGGAAACGAAACUUAGAUCAGUAGCAAUUGUGGUGGUUUGUUUGAUGCUGGGGAUGGUUGUGAAGGAUUCCACGGCCUACGAUAAGCAGAAGUAUGAAAGUUGCUUCAGCCUCUGUUGUCUGGAUUCCUUCCAGCCUGCAUUUUCGUGCUCCCUCAAGUGCUUGAAAAAAGCCAUGAAGCCCAUAGUCAAUGAAAAUGAACUCGGUAACCACGCAAAGGAACGCUAUAACGCCUGCAGGCUUAGGUGUGCUGAGCAGCAGUGCUCCAAAAUCAGCACCAGAGGAAACCCAAAUGGAGAUCAAGUGGGUGCUUGUUUGGGUACUUGCUCGCAGGAAUGCAGGCCGAAACGUCCUCAAGGGCCUCUCUAGAGUUUGGUUUCUGGUUGCUGUGACCCAAAUAAUUACACAGGAGUGCCCAGAAAUCGUAUAUUAUCGAAAGAUGUCCUGAAUAAUUACCAUAUGGAACUACUUAUUUGUUCCUAUUUAAUUUAUUUGUUCCCAUUUAAUUUAUUUGUUCCUAUUUAAUUUACUAACUUCAUCUCCAUUUUAUUAUGUAUUUUCUUUUUCUAA